CCAAAAUUGGCCCCUCCUACUUGCCAUCUCAAACUCCCCCACAUCUUUCCAAUGGCCUAGGCCGGGGUGCCCGUUCGAUCCGACGUGGAGUUUGGAUUAUACAUGGUUUGCAAAUGUUGUCAAUUUAAAAAUGCCCACCCCCGACUUAGCACUAUUCCAUGGCCAUGGAAUCAACUUCGAGUGGACCGCGGAUUGCUAUCAUAGGUGCAGGUGCCGCGGGAUUGGCGACAGGAAUUGCUUUGCGAAGGAAAUUUCCAGCUUUUAGAAACUUCGUAAUAUAUGAGAAAGCUAAUGAAGUUGGUGGAACUUGGCGGGUACGUUUUUUUGGAAAUUCUGACUUUGCGUUUUGUGUUAAUCUCCCUCACUGGAAAGGACAACAUCUACCCUGGCUGUUCGUCGGACGUCGCAGUACACUUUUACUCUCUCUCCACGGACCUAAAUCCGGAUUGGGGUCGUACUCAUGGAUCACAACCCGAGUUGCUCGAAUAUCUGCGUAAUGUGGUCGAUAAAUACGAUUUACGACCGCAUAUCGUUUUCAAUACCCAGGUCGUUUCCGCAGUAUGGAACCAGGAAAGAUCCAAGUACAUCGUCACGACAAAAGCAGCUCCUAAGCACGACACCUCGAGAGUACUUCAGCGAGAGCAAAUACAUGAGCAGCUUGAGAAGGAACACCACCAAACCAUCAGCGAGGUGGAGGUCUUGGUUUCAGCAUUGGGAAUCUUGGAAGUAACACGGUACCCCGAUAUUCCCGGUCUAGGGGAGUUUGGAGGAGAUAUGUUUCACUCCGGCACUUGGAAUCAUGAUGUAGUUCUGAAAGGAAAGAGAGUGGCUGUCGUGGGGAAUGGCACGUCUGGAGCACAGAUUGUCCCAGCCAUAUCUGAGGAUCCGUCUGUGAACGUAGUCAACAUCUGUCGCACACCAGUCUGGUACUUCCCUUUAGCGGAUCAUGCGUAUGGCGCUGUUACAAAAUGGAUAUUUAGAAACAUUCCCCUGUGUUUGCGGUUGCACAGGUGCUACCAUUUUCUGCUUAGUGAACUCCUGUACCUAUUGGUUUUCUCAAAUUCCGGAUUUCGGCCAUUAUUGCGGAUGGUUAUGCUUCUGUACAUGAAAUUUAAAGCCCCCAAAAAGUAUUACAAGUCCAUCGUUCCGAAAUACAGUCCGGGCUGCAAGCGCUUAGUUAUGGAUCGUCCUCAAUUUCUCAAGUCUUUGCAUCGACCUAAUGUCAAUAUGAACUGGGAUGGCAUUGAAAGAAUCACAAAGGACGGUAUUCUUACGAAGAAGGGUGAACAUUUACCUUUCGAUGUUAUCAUAUUCGCGACUGGGUAUAUUGGAGACGACUAUCCCCUGUGCGUCAAGGGUGUCUGUGAGACUGUUCAAGAAUAUUACGCAAGAAAGGGGGGACCUAUGGCUUACUGCGGGACAGUUUUGCCUGGGUUCCCGAACUUCUUUAUGCUUGGUGGUCCCAAUACGGGAACCGGGCAUACAUCUGCAUACUUUACCCAAGAGACGGAGAUCGGCUAUGCGCUCAACUUCAUUCAACUGCUCCUUUCUGGGGCCAUAACGUCGUUUGAAGUUAAAAAUGAGUCUACGGAGGAGUACAACGAACUGAUUCAACGCCGGCUGAAGAACUCGGUGUUUGUCACUUGCGCUUCAUGGUAUCGAAAAGACAAUAACGGGAAGAUAUCGUACAUCUUCCCCGGCUCGGCUACCCGGUUCUGGUGGGGAUUGAGGAAGGUCAACUGGAAACAUUUCAAUGUGACUACGAAGGCAGGAGGAGGACCGUAGUAGAAAUGGUUUGGCAGAACCAGAGUACAUCGAUAUUCAUGAUUCGGGAUUUCGAUUAGCUCAAUUGAGCCCAUUUUAACGUCGUGGUUUCACCUUCCCUGUUCUACCGGCUCCUUAGAGAGUCGAGAUUGCUCUUAGGUUGCAUUGGUAGUUCCGGCAGUUCCGAAUUCUGGGACCAGGCCGUGUAAUCUAUCUACACCGCCAAUAGCUGAAUAGAUAGCCGAC
This is a messenger RNA of Marasmius oreades (fairy-ring Marasmius), 2010 nucleotides long. RefSeq lists its product as uncharacterized. Gene Ontology annotation, molecular function: N,N-dimethylaniline monooxygenase activity; NADP binding; flavin adenine dinucleotide binding. The transcript is spliced from 12 exons. Bases 280 to 1785 code for a protein of 501 amino acids. The record is from RefSeq and is a predicted model, not a curated record. NCBI's taxonomy places the organism in Eukaryota, Fungi, Basidiomycota, Agaricomycetes, Agaricales, Marasmiaceae.